Messenger RNA from Aspergillus steynii IBT 23096, 3011 nucleotides. Its product is annotated as DEAD/DEAH box helicase. The record is from RefSeq and is a predicted model, not a curated record. Gene Ontology annotation, biological process: reciprocal meiotic recombination; double-strand break repair via homologous recombination. Bases 16 to 2904 code for a protein of 962 amino acids. Gene Ontology annotation, molecular function: ATP binding; ATP-dependent chromatin remodeler activity; DNA translocase activity. NCBI's taxonomy places the organism in Eukaryota, Fungi, Ascomycota, Eurotiomycetes, Eurotiales, Aspergillaceae. Gene Ontology annotation, cellular component: nucleus. The transcript has 2 exons.
CUUCCAUCCCCCGCGAUGGUGUUCAAGCCAUUCAAACCUCCUUUGAUUAGGAAGCCAUCUGAGCCUACCACUGUUGAAUCUACUCUGUCUAAAAACCGACCUGAAAGCAGCGGUCCCCCGGCGAAAAAACAACGCGUCCACCAGGAGCACUCUGCUGAGAAUAGAAAGCCUUUGGUGCAGGUGAAGAAUAUCCCUGGGCCACCAGAGGAGAGCCAGAAUGGUGACAAUCUGAAGGGAGAAAGAUACUUCAAUGUUCUAUGGCGAAAACCGACUACCAAAAAGAACAAGACCUGGGACGGCGACGGCAUUCUGUCCACAAGAGAUGGAUACGCAUAUUUAAAAGAUGUCUCCGGAAAGGAAAUGGGACGGGUGAUGCACGGCUCUCGCCUGGAGUCUGGGGUGAUGCUCUCGGUCGGUGGCAAAGAGGUCGAGGUCGACUCAGAAAUUCCCAGACAGGAAUAUCUUUCAGAUAAAACGCUAUUGGGGAGCAAGGAGACACCGAUCACACUAUCACCGCCGCGAAAGAUUUCUGUUUCCUGUGUGGAAAAACGCAACAACGUUUCGAAACCCGUCAUGCCCGAAACACAAGCCCCGAACGAGAAAAGCCGUGUUCCUACCAUUCCAAACCCUGCGUCAUCAAAGCCGAAAUCGAAGAUGGGUGCAUAUAAGAGCCCACUGUUGGACACCACUGCCGUGCCUCAAACGCCCAAAGAUCACCCGACCCCGCGUCACGACCCUACACAACCAGGAGCAUUGGUGAUGCCACGACCAGCAUCCGUGCCCUCUGGAAAGCGGAUUGUGGACGUGGUGGUUGACCCUAUACUGGGGAAGCAUCUGCGACCACAUCAAAGGGAAGGUGUCAAGUUCCUCUACGAGUGUGUCAUGGGUAUGCGAUCAUUCAAUGGCGAAGGUGCUAUACUUGCAGACGACAUGGGUCUGGGCAAGACCUUGCAGACAAUAACUCUCCUGUGGACUCUUCUGAAACAGAAUCCAAUCUACGAGAGUCAGCCAGUGAUCAAAAAAGCUCUCAUCGUGUGUCCAGUUACGCUUAUCAACAAUUGGCGAAGGGAGUUUCGCAAGUGGCUAGGAAAUGAAAGAAUUGGUGUUUUCGUCUAUGACGACAAGAGAAAGCGGAUAACUGACUUCACGGUGGGCAAAGCCUACAGUAUCAUGGUUGUGGGAUACGAAAAAUUGAGAACAGUUCAGGAGGGUCUAGCGCGCGGCGCUGGAGUCGAUAUCAUAAUCGCUGACGAGGGCCACAGACUAAAAACUCUCCAGAACAAAAGUGGCCAGGCGAUUCAGUCAUUGAAUGCGGCUAAAAGGGUCAUUCUGUCUGGAACUCCAAUCCAGAACGAUCUCAAGGAAUUCUUUGCUGCAGUAGACCUCGUGAACCCUGGUGUUCUUGGAACCUUCAAGGCCUUCAUUCGAGAGUUUGAAGUCCCAAUCGUGAAAAGCAGACAGCCUGAAGCGACCCAAAAGGAUAUAGAAAAAGGAGAGGCCAGGAGUGACGAACUUCGAGAACUAACGUCCAAGUUUAUGCUACGUCGGACAGCUGACAUCCUGGCUAAAUAUCUCCCACCGAAAUCAGAGUAUGUGUUGUUUUGCAACCCUACUGCCACCCAAGCCAACAUCUACCAAAACGUGCUUGCAUCACCGGUUUUCCAAUCCGCCAUAGGAAACUCCGAGAACGCUCUACAGCUCAUUACAAUUCUCAAGAAACUAUGCAACAGCCCUUCGCUGCUUUCUCCUAGAAAUCAAGAUGAGAGACCUAGCAAGACGAUUGCUUCUUUGUUGUCCUCUCUUCCACCCAACCUGCUACGGCACUUUUCGCCAUCAUCCAGUGCGAAGGUCAGAGUUCUAGAUCAACUAUUAUACAACCUGCAUACGAAAACGACGGAAAAGAUUGUUCUCGUUUCAAACUACACCUCCACUCUGAACCUACUAGCUACCCUCCUGACAUCUCUCUCCCUUCCAUUCCUCCGGCUUGAUGGCUCCACUCCAGCGCAGAGGCGCCAAUCCCUAGUGGAAGACUUCAAUCGGCUCCCCACCGAUCUCUGUUUCGCAUUUCUACUCUCCGCUAAGGCGGGAGGAACAGGGCUGAACCUAAUAGGCGCCAGUCGUCUCGUCCUUUUUGACGUCGAUUGGAAUCCAGCCACUGACAUUCAAGCAAUGGCUCGAAUUCACCGCGACGGUCAAAAGCGGCCUUGUCGUAUCUACCGGGUACUGCUGAAAGGCAGCUUAGAAGAAAAGAUUUGGCAGCGCCAGGUGACAAAGUUGGGGCUUGCAGAUAGUGUCAUGGAGCAUAAAGACAGCGUGGCUCAGUUUUCUCGUGAUGAGCUGAAGGACCUCUUCCGUCUCGACCAAGAAAGCAAAUGUCAAACUCACGAGCUGCUAAAUUGCGAAUGCGGGGGGUCAGGACAGCUAGUCGCCGCUGAAGAUAACACUAGCAAAAACGAAAUCUCUGGUUCAGAUGGGUCCUCUACGGCCGAGGACGAGGGCGAGGAUGAGGACGAGGAAUUCCCUGACUUACCCACGCUCAUCAAGGCUUCCCAAGUGAACAUCGAGAAGCAAGAGCGUGACAUCAAAGCUCAUCGCAACCGCAACCGCAAUAGCUCCAGGCGAUCCUCGUACAAGACAGACGACGAGUCAUCCGAUAGCAGAUCCGGUGCAGAAGGGAACAAGCAAAGACUGAACAUGCAGCAAUCGCUAUCCCAUUAUGCGCACAUCGAUCCAAAUCUAUUCUCCAAACCUACCAGCGAAGUGGAUAAUGCUGAGCAAGUCCUCGAUGACGAUGUUCUUCUGUCCGUCUUGAGAGAGGAGGAUAAUCGAGUUGGAUUCAUUUUCAAGAAGUCCAGCGUUCCUGAGCCUAAGAACGAUGCCUCAACGCCGGUUGUGUUCGAAUGAUGUGCGUCUCGUCGAGUUCGCGCGGUAUCGCUUACUACCUUAUCACUUAUUAACGAAUGUAUUAUAUGAAAUGCCACUUGGGGACUCAAGAAUAAAAUUGCUUUUCG